UGAGAGCUUCGCGUUUCCCAUAAUCCUUCGCGCGCGGGCGCUCUCUUUCCUUUUUCCGCCAUCUUGCUGUACGGGCACCAUGGUGCGCAUGAAUGUUCUAGCAGAUGCUCUCAAAAGCAUCAACAAUGCAGAGAAACGUGGGAAGCGUCAAGUUCUCAUCAGGCCGUGCUCCAAAGUGAUCGUCCGGUUCUUAACUGUGAUGAUGAAGCACGGUUACAUAGGUGAAUUUGAGAUCAUUGAUGAUCACAGAGCGGGGAAAAUUGUUGUGAACCUCACAGGCAGACUCAACAAGUGUGGUGUGAUCAGUCCAAGAUUUGAUGUCCAGCUGAAGGAUUUGGAAAAGUGGCAGAACAAUCUGCUUCCUUCACGCCAGUUUGGGUACAUUGUGCUGACCACUUCCGCUGGCAUCAUGGACCACGAGGAAGCAAGGCGAAAACAUACAGGAGGGAAAAUCCUGGGCUUCUUUUUCUAAACUUGUAAAAAAAAAUAAAAGGCAGAUUAAUAAAUGGUUCAAAUGGA
This is a messenger RNA of Gekko japonicus, 519 nucleotides long. It is a transcript of the gene RPS15A, whose product is annotated as ribosomal protein S15a. NCBI's taxonomy places the organism in Eukaryota, Metazoa, Chordata, Lepidosauria, Squamata, Gekkonidae. Gene Ontology annotation, molecular function: structural constituent of ribosome. The record is from RefSeq and is a predicted model, not a curated record. The transcript has 5 exons. Gene Ontology annotation, biological process: translation. Bases 80 to 472 code for a protein of 130 amino acids. Gene Ontology annotation, cellular component: cytosolic small ribosomal subunit; ribosome.